Aspergillus welwitschiae is the source of this 1302-nucleotide messenger RNA. Its product is annotated as Gfo/Idh/MocA family protein. The transcript has 3 exons. Bases 1 to 1302 code for a protein of 433 amino acids. Lineage: Eukaryota; Fungi; Ascomycota; Eurotiomycetes; Eurotiales; Aspergillaceae. Gene Ontology annotation, molecular function: nucleotide binding. The record is from RefSeq and is a predicted model, not a curated record.
AUGUCACUCCUCAGCUUCCUCCAGCGGUCUUACAGAGCGAUCAUCAACCCGCCAGAUCGGGGAACGAAGGGUGAUCCCGUUCGAUUUGGGCUACUUGGUGCCUCAACUAUUGCUCCCCUUGCUCUGAUAGGACCAGCGAAAUCACACCCCGAAGCAAUUGUGGCUGCAGUUGCAGCCCGCGAUCGCGGACAUGCUGUGAAAUAUGCCCAAAAGCAUGCUAUACCGAUAGUACAUGACACUUAUGAAGAUUUGCUAGACGACAAGUCAAUCGAUGCUGUCUACAUUGCCUUACCCAAUAGCCUGCAUUAUGAGUGGGGCCUCCGAUCUCUGCAUGCAGGCAAACAUGUUCUCUUGGAGAAGCCGGCAACGUCCAACGCAGCCGAUGCAGAGAAGCUAUUCCGACAUCCCCUAGCGGCUGGACCACAUGCUCCUGUCCUUUUGGAAGCUUUUCACUAUCAGUUCCACCCUGCUUGGCAGACAUUCCUCAAUGAAGUCCGUCAGGCUGGCUCGGUGGAGGCAGUCGACAGCCGGCAGACUAUUCCUUUCGGUGCACUAGCACCUGAAGAUAUCCGAUUUGACUUUGGCCUGGGCGGCGGCUGCCUUAUGGACGUGGGCACGUAUGCACUGUCCGCCGUGCGACAGGUUCUGGACCGUGAGCCAGUUCAAGUGGUACAUGCUACACAUCAGACUUUGAGGACAAAACCCUUCCGCGAUGAACUAUCUACGUGUCAGAUUGAUAACUCUAUCACCGCCUCGCUCUCUACAAGCUCCGGAAAAGUCGCAACUAUAACCGCAGAUAUAGCCAGCACGUGCGAGUGGCCCUCUUGUCUACCACAAUCCUGGAGGUUCAACAUUCCGCACGUUACUAUUCCCAUGUGUCAGGCUGUUAUGGAAGAAGUUCCUCUUGACGCUCUGUCCGAGUUCAAAGGGGCUGAGCACCGGAUGCGGAGGACAGUGACGAUCUGGAACUACCUUCUGCCUGUAGUCUGGCAUCGGAUCGACAUUUCUGAGAAUCACAGAAUAGUGAGCGAAGGGAAAGAUAUAAAGCAGUGGAAGGAAACUAGAUUUGUGAAGGCUUAUGAGUGGACUGAUAGCGAGAAAGAUACAGGACUUUAUGAAAAUUGGUGGACGACAUGGCGUUGCCAGUUAGAGGAGUUUGUCAACCGUGUGAAGGGACGCGAGGGAUCAGGAGUUUGGGUCGAUGCAGAGGAAAGCAUUGCCCAGAUGCUAGCCAUUGAUGAGAUUUAUAGGAAGGUUGGCUUGCAGAUCAGGCCCUCUAGUACAUACGAACACAGUCUGUAA